This is a messenger RNA of Kogia breviceps (pygmy sperm whale), 1230 nucleotides long. It is a transcript of the gene MNX1, whose product is annotated as motor neuron and pancreas homeobox 1. Lineage: Eukaryota; Metazoa; Chordata; Mammalia; Artiodactyla; Physeteridae. The record is from RefSeq and is a predicted model, not a curated record. Gene Ontology annotation, molecular function: sequence-specific double-stranded DNA binding; DNA-binding transcription factor activity, RNA polymerase II-specific. Gene Ontology annotation, cellular component: nucleus. Gene Ontology annotation, biological process: regulation of DNA-templated transcription; spinal cord motor neuron cell fate specification; central nervous system development.
AUGGAAAAAUCCAAAAAUUUCCGCAUCGACGCGCUGCUGGCCGUGGACCCCCCGCGAGCGGCCUCGGCGCAGAGCGCGCCGCUGGCCCUGGUCACGUCUCUCGCGGCCGCCGCAGCUGGCCCCGGGGGCGGCGGCGGCGGCGGGGCGAGCGGCGGGGCGAGCGGCGGCUGCAGCCCCGCGUCCUCGGAGCCGCCCGCGGCGCCCGCCGACCGCCUGCGCGCCGAGAGCCCGUCGCCGCCGCGCCUGCUGGCCGCGCACUGCGCGCUGCUGCCCAAACCGGGCUUCCUGGGCGCCGGCGGCGCGGGCGGCGGGGCGGGCGGAGGCGGAGGCGGGCCCGGGGGGCCCCACCACCACGCGCACCCCGGCGCCGCAGCCGCCGCCGCCGCCGCCGCCGCCGCUGCCGCCGCCGCCGCCGCGGGGGGUCUGGCGCUGGGGCUGCACCCGGGGGGCGCGCAGGGCGGCGCGGGCCUCCCGGCGCAGGCGGCGCUCUACGGCCACCCGGUCUACGGCUACUCGGCGGCGGCGGCGGCGGCCGCGCUGGCCGGGCAGCACCCGGCGCUCUCCUACUCGUACCCGCAGGUGCAGGGCGCGCACCCCGCGCACCCCGCCGACCCCAUCAAGCUGGGCGCCGGCACCUUUCAGUUGGACCAGUGGCUGCGGGCGUCCACCGCGGGCAUGAUCCUGCCCAAGAUGCCGGACUUUAACUCCCAGGCGCAGUCCAACCUCCUGGGGAAGUGCCGCCGGCCGCGCACCGCCUUCACCAGCCAGCAGCUGCUCGAGCUGGAGCACCAGUUCAAGCUCAACAAGUACCUGUCGCGGCCCAAGCGCUUCGAGGUGGCCACCUCCCUGAUGCUCACCGAGACCCAGGUGAAGAUCUGGUUCCAGAACCGGCGGAUGAAGUGGAAGCGCAACAAAAAGGCCAAAGAGCAGGCGGCGCAGGAGGCCGAGAAGCAGAAGGGCGGCGCGGGCGCAGGCAAAGGCGGCGGCGCCGAGGACCAGGGGGACGGGGUGCUGCUGGGGCCGCUGGCGCCUGGGGACAAGGGCAGCGGACGCCGCCUGCGGGACUUGAGGGACAGUGACCCCGAGGAGGACGAGGACGACGACGACGAGGACCAUUUCCCCUACAGCAACGGCGCUAGCACGCACGCCGCCUCGUCCGACUGCUCCUCCGGGGCCGACUCGCCUGCCCCGCGGUCCGGCGGGCCGGGCCAGCAGCCCCCGCCCCAGUAG